CUACAGAAGAUGACUAAGAAGCCGCCAACAUUUUCGAGCUGACAAACACAGUCUUACUAGGUAUCUUCACGUUCAGAGGAAAUUCCACUCUGCUAUAAACGACAGCGGGCGGAGGGAAUCUUCUAUUAACAGCCAAACAGUUUCCACUCAUCUUCCUCAGAGAAGCCAAGCUGCCUCUGCUGUCUGUCCUGUGUUACUGUGGAGAUGGCUAAAGGCUAGCGUGGCUGAAGGCUAGCGUGGCGUUUUGUGCUCUCAGCGUUGUAUGAGUCAGCCCGGAGGAGAUGGAUGAUGAACUUGGGAACUUCAUCAGAGAGCGAAAGGCCAGAGUGGCUGAGGAUAAAGCCAGCCUAGAACAGGACCCUCCGUACAUGGAAAUGAAGGUGAAACCUCCUAAAAGCUAUGGGUCUACUGCCAAAGAGAACAUCCCUCCCUAUUCAGAGGCACCUGGAAAAGAGGAGAAUUACAGCGUAGGUCUGCCUCUGGGUGUCGAGUAUGAGAGGAAGAAGCAGAGGCUGCAGCAUGAGCUCCGUAUGGACUACAGGCGCUACAUGGCUCAGAGGAGACACUUUGAGCCUGUGCAGCCUGGAGCAUUAAUGCACCUCAAUAACAGAAGACCUGUCAAGAAAAACCUGCUUGGAGACCACACGGCUGCUCUCAGACAGGAGCCUCUCCUCCACAGGGAUGCUGCCGCUCUCACUGAGGACAGCAGGGGGUUGCAGAGGACUUUGCAUCCUACAGAGGUCCAGCAUGUACACCCUGAGGAGGAUGAAGAACGGUCUUCAGCUCCCCUCAGACGUCGUGACAGGCUCGGGAAGCCAGAGGAUAAAGAACCAGAGGAGGAGGAUGAGGAUGACUACUUCAGGGAGGAGCUGGAGCAGACUGGAGGAAGAUCUUCAGGGUUUGAGGACAUUUAUGAGAGGAGACGGUCUAAAAGGAUUGAAGCCAGGGAGAAAGGGGAGAUUUCAGUUGUCGCUGCUAGAGAAGGCUGGAGAUCGAGAGCUAUGACCAGAAAAGAGGACGCUGAGUUUGCCACUGGCCUCAUCAUAGGAUUUGCAGACACUAAAGAUGCCUUACAGAGAAGGAAGGAGCGCUACCGGCAGGAGCUGCAGGAGCAGAUCGCUGAGCAGCACAGGAACAGGAAGAGGGAGAAAGAUUUGGAGCUGAAAGUUGCAGCAACAGGGGCUAACGAUCCUGAGAAACAGCCGGACCGAAUCAGACAGUUCGGAGCGAGCCGGAGGAAAGAUCAUCUGGUCCUGGAGCCGUUAGCGACAGCAGAGGACAAACCCUCACCCAGACGUCUGUCUUACCAUGAGAGAACAUGUGCAAGAGACCGAGAGAUGUCUCCACCUGAGCAGCCUCACGUGGCCUUCCAGUCCCCUCUGCUGGAGUACAGCUCUGCCCUAGGCCUGUCCCCCAACAGCCAGCCUGCAGCGCCCUCCUUCCCCAGAGCCGUGGACACCCCCAGGCUCCCCUUGUUCCCUCCUCAUCCUCCCUCCACUCUCAGUGAAGCCUACAGGAGCCCUUAUGGAGAGCCUUAUUCCUACUACGGCAACAGAAACCUGCUGGACCCACACACGGCCUACUAUGGUCACCUCCCUGUUCCCACUGCUGGCCUCCCCAUGUCUUACUGGAACGUACCACCAGGGGGAGCCGUGCCCAGCCAGUUUGGUAACCACAGCCCUCACAGCCAGCAGAGCGGAGGCAGCUUCCCAGAGCCUCCAAUACAGUUGAGCUCUGAGGCGGCGACUGUGGACUCGCAGGUCGGAGUUUACCAUUCGGACAAACCCAGACCAACCAGGGUUGGAAUCAUGAGCUACAGAGACGCCCUAAAGCAGCAAAUCCAGGAGCAACAGGAACGGAGGCGUCAGGAGAGGGAGGAGACAGAGCGUUAUGAGGCCCAGCUGGAGAUGGACAUGAAGAACCAUCAGCCCUGGGGUCGGGGAGGAGGAGGAGCGCCUCUCAGAGACAGCACGGGGAACCUCAUAGCUGAUCUAAACCAGAUGCACAAGCUGAAUGAAGAGGCUUACACCAACCCGGAGCAGUGGCAGAGGAGAGCUACGGCCGCCACAGCAGCCCGCCGGGCGGAGCUCCCCGACCCCAAUGAGAGGGUCUCUGGUUUCACCCACGUCCAAACCCCCCAGUUUGCGAGGGGUAAUGUCUUUGCUAACCAGCCGUCCCAGCAACAGCUGCAGGAGCAGGACAAGUACAAGGCUUACCUGAAACAGCAGAUCGAUGAGAAAAUGCGUAAAAAGGCAGAGGAAAGGGAACGGACACGACUAGAGGAAGAGAAAGAGGAGAAGAGGCUGGCGGAGCAGAGGGCUCGCAUCCAGAGGGAGUAUGAGGAAGAACAGGAGAGGAAGAAACGCAAGGAGAUGGAGCAAAAGGCCAAGAACGAGGAGCUGAUUCAGCUGGCAGAACAGAGGAGGAAGGAAGCAGAGAGGAAGAAGAAGGAAGCAGAGGAGAAGGAGAACGCGGAGCUGAGGAGGCAGUACGAGAGGGAGAGGCAGGCUCGAGUAGACGAGGUGUGCAGGGAGCCCUCACCUCCGAUCCCCACCCUGCAGAGAAGACAUGGCCUGCACCAGUACACCCCGCGGCCCCCUACUGGGAACAGCCUGCACUCUGCAGCCCCCCUCUCUGAGCGCUCAUUGUCUGGUCUCCAGUCUCCUCCCGUCCCUGCUUGUAGGAAUCAGCUCCGAGCUGCAGGAGAUCAGCACAAAGUGUUCAGCGAGCUAUCAGCGCUACGCCGUCAGCUCCGCAGUGAACAGAAACGCCUGGAGGGUCGUCUGCAGCAAGGCGACUGGGAGGACUCGGACUCUCCUCUGAGUGACAGACAUCGGGAGCGUCUCCCCUUUGACGUCUUCGACAUGGCCAGGCUGCGGCUCCAGGCUCCCGUCAGACGACCAACAUCCAGAAACGCCGAGCCCAGAAACCUGCUGAGAAUCCACGACUCCCUCCAGCUCAAACCCACGGACGGAGAAUCCAGACUGGGGUUCAGUGACACUCUGAAGCUGGAGGGGGGAGGUGCAGCCAGCAGGAGGAGGCGGGACUACGGGGAUCCUUAUCACCAGUUCAGCAGCCAGAGGGUGACGGUCCACGGCGAUUAUCGUGAUCUGUCCCCACCACAGCAGAAUGACUUUAUGAGGAGUGCCAGGGGAUCUCUACUGGAGUCAGAGAGUGCUUUCAUUGACCCCCUAGGAGAGGCGUAUCCCGUACCACGCACACCGGAGCUGGAGAAGACCCCUCUGCUGUCGGCCAGGGAGAGGAGGAGGGCAGUGAGAGAGUCCCAACGCCCUCAGGAGAGAGCAGCUUUCAGUCAGCCCUUUGGACAGCAAGACCACCACAGAGGAAACAGACUGACGGAGGAGGCUGAGUUUGGCAUAGAGAGGAGAUGGAACAGGACAGGUGGUCUGAGGACUCUCAGUCACCACGGUAACCCCACAGAACCAGUCGAUCUGUCUGACGACAGCUCCUCCCCUCCCCGCUUCUCCCUCCACAAACUCAACCAUCACAGCUCAGUGGAAACGCUCGCCACGGACCCGUGGAUGCGGCCGGGAACGUCGGACAGCGAGCGGCUGAUGACGUAAUGUCAGGACUCAGAGGUGCCUUGGUCUGCAGACGGGUCGUCUUUACAAAGACGUCCCCUCUGUCUGUCAAACGUGAUUGUUCUUUUAAUUCUUUUAAAUUCUGAGAGUCAAGAUGUCUGAGGGUUCAGAUACGAGGACGCCGUUUCUGUGACGUUUAUGCCAGAACCACAGUGAGAUUGAUGUU
Molecule: messenger RNA, 3768 nt
Organism: Cheilinus undulatus (humphead wrasse)
Lineage: Eukaryota; Metazoa; Chordata; Actinopteri; Labriformes; Labridae
Product: centrosome and spindle pole associated protein 1-like
Exons: 28
Coding region: 282-3584 (1100 amino acids)
Biological process (GO): positive regulation of cytokinesis
Cellular component (GO): centrosome; spindle pole; microtubule
Source: RefSeq, a predicted model, not a curated record